AUGACGUCCACAUACUCUCUUCCCGCUGCGGCGAUUCCAUCCCAUCACCACCACUCAUCAGACCAUAUACACAGCCACUCGCGCUCGCAGGCAUCACUAGGCUCGCUACACGGGUCCCGCUCCCGCAAGACAUCCGAACCGGCUUCCAAUGGCAGCGCCAACAUGCUCCAUGAUCACAGCCAUUCCUGCGAGCACAACCAUUCCCAAUACCGAGCGAACUCGAAUCACCCGCUCGUGACUCGACCGAAUCUCCCGCCGCCGCUCGCCAAUGGGCACUGGAAGACGGACUCGACGGCGGGGGGCAAGCCAUUGAUAACACCCUCGAACGCCAGCUUUGAUGCUGCUGGGGCAUAUCAACCUCCGCCCGCAUCCGAUCCGCAGCGCGAUCGCUCCCUCGAGCGGUCAAGAUUCACGAGUCUCCUCCUUCCCUACACUUCGAGAUGGCCGUUGUUGCACGCGAUCGUGGCGGAGAAGGAUUCUCGUCGGAUAUUCUACUUCAUGACUCUCAACUUCUGCUUCAUGGGAGUCCAGGCCUUCUAUGGCUACGUGACCGACUCGCUCGGCCUCCUGAGCGAUAGCAUACACAUGUUUUUCGACUGCGUGGCCCUUGCCGUAGGGUUGUUCGCCGCCGUCGCGAGUAAAUGGCCGCCGAGCGAGAGGUUUCCGUACGGCUUCGGCAAGAUCGAGACUCUAAGCGGCUUUGCCAACGGCCUGUUCUUGGUGUUGAUCAGCGUUGAGAUCAUGUUCGAGGCGUUUGAGAGGAUAAUAGAGGGGAGGGAGACAAAGCGCUUGAUGGAGCUUUUCGUCGUUAGUACACUUGGCCUUCUGGUCAACCUGGUCGGCAUGUUCGCCUUCGGUCACCAUCACCAUGGCCACGACCACUCGAGCAGUUGCGGUGGGGGACACUCCCACUCCCACUCGCAUGACGAGCAUUCCCAUGGUCACUCGCAUGACCAUUCCCAUGAUAACUCCCACUCCCACUCCCACUCCCACGACGAGAAGCAUGGCCACUCCCACGGCCACUCGCAUGCACAUUCGCAUACAAACGAGAACAUGUACGGCAUUUACCUACACGUCUUGGCCGACACGCUCGGCAGCGGCGCGGUCAUUGUCUCGACAAUCCUCACUCGUCUAUGGGGGUGGGCCGGAUGGGACCCCUUGGCCUCAUUCCUGAUCGCCGUCCUCAUCUUGCUGUCCGCCAUCCCGUUGGUGAAGUCCUCGGCAAGAAGACUGUUGAUCACCAUACCAGACGACGUCGAGUACAGCCUCCGGGAGACCCUAUCCGGCAUAUCGGGGCUGAGAGGAGUGGCGGGUUACAGCGUCCCCAAGUUCUGGAUGGACGACCGCAACACCGGCCACGGGCCGCAGGGGAACAGGCUCGUCGGCGUUAUGCACGUCGUCGCCGUUAGAGGCGCGGAUAUGGACGAUGUUCGAGACCGCGUGCGGAACUACCUCCUCCAGAAGGACAUGGACGUCACGAUCCAAGUGGAGCGGGAAGGCGAUACCAGCUGCUGGUGUGGAGUUGGCCGCAGUCGCCUUUCGCAACAUAAAUCUGUCGGGAGCUCCAGUUUCUUCUAG
Molecule: messenger RNA, 1578 nt
Organism: Phialemonium atrogriseum
Lineage: Eukaryota; Fungi; Ascomycota; Sordariomycetes; Cephalothecales; Cephalothecaceae
Product: cation efflux family-domain-containing protein
Exons: 2
Coding region: 1-1578 (525 amino acids)
Biological process (GO): zinc ion import into Golgi lumen; intracellular zinc ion homeostasis
Cellular component (GO): Golgi apparatus; cytoplasmic vesicle; membrane
Molecular function (GO): zinc ion transmembrane transporter activity
Source: RefSeq, a predicted model, not a curated record